Megalopta genalis is the source of this 1356-nucleotide messenger RNA. RefSeq names its product ceramide-1-phosphate transfer protein. Gene Ontology annotation, molecular function: ceramide 1-phosphate transfer activity; ceramide 1-phosphate binding. The record is from RefSeq and is a predicted model, not a curated record. Gene Ontology annotation, biological process: intermembrane lipid transfer; ceramide transport. Gene Ontology annotation, cellular component: membrane; cytosol; cytoplasm. Lineage: Eukaryota; Metazoa; Arthropoda; Insecta; Hymenoptera; Halictidae.
CAAUGCCUAUUAUCAUCUCAACCUGUUUCCCUUGAACCCGACCGUCCGUCGAGCGCUGGGCAUUGAUUAUUUCAGUGACACAGUGUUACUUCAACAAAUUGUCUUUGUUAUUCGGCUACACGUAAUUCAAUUUCCGUAAGAGAUAAGAAUGACUUCUUUAACUAGAUAACGUGGCCAAAGUCGCACCUGCGUGGCAAGUAGUCGAUUUGUAGUCAAUUGUCUGUCUCAAGUGUAACACUGCGAUGGCGGAGGGUUCUGAGUUAAGUUUUUUUGAUUUGAGGCUGGUGCACGAUCACUUUGAUCGUGCUAUGAUCGAGGACGACGAUAUAGAUCUCAAAGCCUACCUGGAAGCCUAUCAUGAACUCUAUAAGUUUUUCCAGCUGAUGGGUAGCGUAUUCAGUUUCGUAUCCUCAGAUUUAAAGCAAAAGAUUGAGAUCCUAACAGAAUUUAUGUCCAAAGACGAACAGAAUUAUAUCACAGUUAAAUCUAUGAUAUUAUACGAGAAGGAGAACAAUAUUCUAAACAAGGGAGACUAUACGAACGGUGCUCGUACGCUGUUGAGGCUUCAUAGAGGAUUAGAUUUUAUUAGGGAAUUUUUAAGGCAACUAGGUGAUCUAUCCGACACCGAUAAAACCUCCACAUCUUGCCAGGACGCGUACGGCAAGACCUUAGCCAAGCAUCAUCCUUGGAUGAUUAGAAAGGCAGCUGUAGUUGCCAUGUACACUAUGCCCACCAGGGAUGUUUUAUUCAAAAAGGUUUGCGGAGCCGAGGUCCAAAGAAACGUGGACGUUCUGCCCAAGAUGCUCGAGGUCACCGAGGAAGUGUUCAAUCGCACCAACAACAUUUACGAUAUUCAUCAGCUUCACAACUUGCCAUAAGAUUAAAGAAAAAGCUGAUUUAUUACGAUCGUGGUGGGGAAAAAACGCUGCACUUGCUUCACGAAGCUGCUCGAAAAGGCACGAACACUCCGAUGUCGAAAAUAUUGUGAUACGCGGAAUUUUAUAACGGUACGGCACGACCUUGCCAACCUUUUAUACUACACUUUACUUAUCAUUUACACUUUACACCGUUAAUUAUGUAUAGUUUCUGAUAUUGUACAAAAUGCACUAGAUUAGGAUUUUAUUCUCGGUACAUUCCGUAGUUUUAAUUUUCAUUGAAUUUUACAUCUAUAGAAUCCGUGUGAAAUCGACGCCAAACGAUUCGGUGCAGUCUUAUUUAACAAUUAAAUGUUCUUAUUGGAAAUCAGUAUUGUACAAGAUCGUCAAUGGAUAUGUUAGUGAGAAGAGCCAGCCUGUUUCUUUAUCCUUCGGUAUUUACACGAGCUAUUUUUAACAAUAAAACUAAACACCUCCUUUA